AUGGUCUACUCUGGCAUGGGCCCCGACUACCGCGUGCUUGUCGACAAGGCUCGCAAGGUCUCACAUACCGGCUACAAGCGCAUCUACAACGAGUACCCGCCCACGAGAAUAUUAGUCCAGGACGUCGCACGAGUGAUGCAAGAGGCUACACAAUCUGGUGGUGUCCGGCCAUACGGCGUCAGCUUGUUAAUCGCAGGGUGGGAUGAUGGUAUUGAGCCGGAGGCCGAGGGAAAGAGUGAGGAGCAGACAAGCGAGGAGAAGAAGAAAGUCAGCGGCAAGACGGGUGGCAUUCUCAAGGGCGGACCUAGCUUGUAUCAGGUCGAUCCUAGCGGCAGCUAUUUCCCUUGGAAAGCGACAGCAAUCGGCAAGAGUGCGACGAGCGCGAAGACAUUCCUGGAGAAGAGGUACACCGAAGGUCUGGAGCUGGAAGACGCCAUCCACAUCGCCCUGCUCACGCUCAAGGAGACGAUAGAAGGCGAGAUGAACGGCGAGACGGUCGAGAUUGGCAUUGUCGGCCCGCCAGAGAACAGGUUGCUAGGCUUCGAGGGUGUCGAGGGUGCCGUUGGCCCACGCUUCAGGAAGCUGACUUCAUCGGAGGUUGAGGAUUAUCUGACGAACUUGUAA
Molecule: messenger RNA, 624 nt
Organism: Parastagonospora nodorum SN15
Lineage: Eukaryota; Fungi; Ascomycota; Dothideomycetes; Pleosporales; Phaeosphaeriaceae
Exons: 1
Coding region: 1-624 (207 amino acids)
Cellular component (GO): proteasome core complex; proteasome core complex, alpha-subunit complex
Source: RefSeq, a predicted model, not a curated record